GAGUGUGACGCCAAAGCUCCUCGAGUGAAGUCUCGCGGAGUAAAACACCGGCCAUCUUUCUCCAUUUAUAGCAGGACACUUUGUGCUUGGGUAGUGUAACCGAGAGUGUCGCGAUCACUUUGUUUAGCCUGCAACUUUUGGCAAGUUUGAUUUAGUCGUCCAAGCAUACAAACUUACGACAAACCUAACACAAACAAUGUUUGUGUUUACCGCUGCAAAGUUUUUUCGCUGACAUCCUUGUGCGGAUAGAUGCUUGUCUAAACUGUCGCACAAAUGGAAAUGGUGCCUAGCGAGGAGAACCAGUUCGUACCCAAAGAGAUUCAGAAUGCAGCUGAGGAGCCCAGAGUGCUGUGCAUAGUUCAGGACACCACCAGUGCGAAGACGGUCAACGAGAGGCUGACCCUCAACUUGCCUGCCUCCACUACUCUUUCCAAGCUUUACGAGGAUGUUGCCCACAAAGCUGGAUAUGUGCACGGCACUUUUGAGCUUGCCUGGGGAAAUUUUCCUGAAAUGGCUCCACUAGAACAUAAUAGUGAGAUGUCCCUCUCGGAGUCUGGGUUCGAGCCAGGCGGGAAGAGAAAUUUUCUCCAACUUACAGACAAAGAUGGAGAGCAGCCGCAGGUUGUAUCGGACGAAUCGGGGACAGCAGAUAGCAGUGGGCUGGAUGACAGCUCCCAGGAGCGAUUUAUCGGGCCUUUACCGAGGGAUGGAUGUGCGGGCGGCAGCGGGGACUACAGCAGCCCAUCGUACUCGUACUCAUCCAUCCUCAGCAAAUCUGAGACGGGUUACGUUGGCCUGGUGAACCAAGCUAUGACCUGUUAUCUAAACAGCCUUCUGCAAACGCUCUUCAUGACCCCAGAAUUCAGAAAUGCCCUUUACAACUGGGCGUUUGAGGAGUCGGAGGAAGAUCCAGUCACCAGUAUCCCAUACCAGCUGCAAAGGCUGUUUGUCCUGCUGCAGACCAGUAAGAAACGGGCGAUUGAGACCACUGACGUGACGCGGAGCUUUGGCUGGGACAGUAGUGAGGCGUGGCAACAGCAUGACGUCCAGGAGCUGUGCAGAGUUAUGUUUGAUGCCCUGGAGCAGAAGUGGAAGCAGACAGAGCAGGCUGAUCUGAUCAACCAGUUGUACCAGGGGAAGCUGAAGGAUUAUGUCCGUUGUCUGGAAUGUGGCUAUGAGAGCUGGAGAAUUGAUACUUACCUGGACAUCCCUCUUGUCAUCAGACCCUUUGGAGCCAGCCAAGCAUACGGAAGUGUGGAGGAGGCCCUGCAGGCAUUCAUCCAGCCAGAAACUCUGGAUGGACCCAACCAGUACUUCUGCGAGCGGUGCAAAAAGAAAUGCGAUGCUCGAAAGGGUCUCCGAUUCCUGCACUUCCCCUACCUGCUGACGCUACAGCUGAAAAGAUUCGAUUUUGACUACACCACUAUGCAUCGCAUCAAGCUUAAUGACCGCAUGAUUUUCCCCGAUGAGCUGGACAUGAGUCCAUUCAUCGAUGUGGAAGAUGAGAAGUCACCUCAGACAGAGAGCUGCACUGAUAGUGGCGCAGAGAAUGAAGGCAGUUGCCACAGCGACCAAAUGAGCAACGAUUUUUCCACUGACGACUGUGUGGACGAGGGCAUCUGCUUGGACAGCACCAGCAGCACAGAGAGGGCAUUGAAGCCAAAGAGCUUGCUGACCUUUGAGCUGUUUUCUGUCAUGGUCCAUUCGGGUAGUGCUGCUGGGGGCCAUUACUACGCCUGCAUCAAAUCCUUCAGCGACGGCCAGUGGUACAGUUUCAACGAUCAACACGUUAGCAAGAUCACGCAGGAUGACAUCAGGAAGACAUAUGGGGGGUCCUCGGGGAGCAGAGGCUAUUAUUCCAGUGCCUUUGCAAGCUCUACAAAUGCAUAUAUGUUGAUCUAUAGACUGAAAGACCCCUCAAGGAAUGCAAAGUUUUUGGCUGUGGAAGACUUUCCAGUGCACAUAAAGACUUUGGUUCAGAAGGAGAAAGAGUCUGAAGAGCAGGAAAAACGCCAGAGGGAGAUUGAGCGCAACACUUGCAAAAUCAAGCUUUUCUGCAUGCAUCCUGUGAAGAUGAUGCUGGAGAGCAAGCUGGAAGUGCACAAAGACAAAACUCUGAGGGAAGCAACAGAAAUGGCCUACAAGCUGAUGGAGCUUGAGGGAGUCGUCUCUCUGGACUGCUGCCGCUUGGUGAAGUACGAUGAGUUCCACGAGUACCUGGAGCAAUCGUACGAGGGGGAAGAAGACACUCCCAUGGGCCUCCUCCUCGGGGGUGUUAAAUCAUCGUACAUGUUCGACUUGCUGCUGGAGACCCGCAGGCCAGAGCAAGUGUUCCAGCCUUACAAACCGGGAGAGGUCAUGGUGAAAGUUCAUGUUGUUGAUCUGAAGAGUGAGACCAUCGCCCCUCCGAUAAGUGUUCGAGCGUACUUGAACCAGACGAUCACUGAAUUUAAACAGCUCAUUGCACAGGCUACAAAGUUGUCAGCAGAAACCAUGAGAGUGGUCUUGGAGCGCUGCUAUAAUGACCUCAGGCUUCUUUAUGUUCCAAACAAGACACUCAAAGCUGAGGGUUUCUUCAGAAGUAACAAGGUUUUUGUCGAAAGCUCUGAACUGACGGAUCAUCAGGUUGCUUUCACCGAAUCACUGUUGUGGAAACUGCUGGACCGCCACGGGAACACCAUCCGACUUUUAGUCCUGCUGCCAGAGCAGUCUCCCGGUACCCUGGCCAGCAGAACUCUUUGCCAAAAAGCGGGAGAGGACUCCGAUGGGCCCUGUGAGGGGUCAAAGGGUAACAGGAAAUCUGUCGAGGCUAUCCUGGAAGAAAGCACGGAGAAGCUGAAGAACCUGUCUCUGCAGCAGCAGCAGCAGCAGCAGGGCUCUAGCACCAGUGACAGCCAGAAAAGCUCCGACGCCAGCGACUUCGAGCACAUCGAAUCUCCAACCCAAGAGGCCGACUCGAACUCCUCACUCUGCGUGGCCGCGGACAACAGAGAGCUCGAUAAUCGGAUCAGGGCAGCUCCUGGGGGCGCUUGCGGCGCCUCCGCUGAUACUGAGAACCAGUUUGUGUGCGAGGAGCGGUCGGACUCUGAGGUGAACAAUGACCGCAGCACCAGCUCGGUGGACAGUGACAUCCUGAGCUCCAGCCACAGCAGUGACACGCUGUGUAACGCAGACAGCGGCCCCAUCCAGCUGGCCAACGGCCUGGAUUCUCACAGCAUCACAAGUAGCCGGCGCUCCAAAGCCCACGAGGGCAAAAAAGAGACCUGGGACACUGCAGAGGAAGACUCUGGAACAGACAGCGAGUAUGACGACAACGGCAAGAGCAAAGCAGAGGCUCAGUACCUGUACUUCAAAACAGAGCCUUUUUCUCAGGGCGAUGCUCUGUGGGAUGCACAAAAAUGUUUAGUGGUUCAUGUGGACAAGAGAAUUACUCUAGCAGCUUUUAAACAUAACCUGGAACCCUACGUUGGAGUAACCUCGACCCAGUUCAAGGUGUUCCGGGUGUACGCCAACAACCAGGAGUUUGAGAGCGUGCGGCUCAACGAAACCCUCUCGUCAUUUUCCGACGACAACAAGAUAACCAUUCGACUUGGCAGAGCACUGAAAAAGGGCGAAUACAGAGUUAAAGUCUAUCAACUGCUCGUGAAUGAACCCGAGCCCUGCAAGUUCCUUGUAGACACGGUGUUUGCCAAGGGCAUGACUGUCAGACAGUCCAAAGAGGAGCUGCUUCCUCAGUUAAAAGAGCAUUGCAAGUUGGACCUCAGCAUUGACCGGGUUCGUCUCAGGAAAAAGACAUGGAAGAAUCCAGGCACAGUGUUUCUGGAUUACCACGUCUAUGAGGAGGACAUCAGCAUUUCCUCCAACUGGGAGGUCUUCCUGGAAGUCCUUAAUGAACCAGAGAAGAUGAAGUCCAUGUCACAGCUAGCUGUUCUGACUCGGAGGUGGAGCCCAGCUACGAUGAAACUGGGGCCAUUCGAGGAGGUGAUCCUGGAGAGCAGCAGCGUCGAUGAACUCAAGGAUAAGCUUAGUGAAAUCAGCGCUCUUCCUCUGGAGAACCUGGAGUUUGCAAAGGGAAGAGGAACGUUUCCAUGCGACAUAUCUGUGCUGGAGAUCCAUCAGGAUUUAGACUGGAACCCUAAGGUUUCGACGCUUAACGUGUGGCCUCUUUACAUCUGUGACGACGGGGCUGUGGUCUUCUACAGGGACAGCACGGAGGAGCCCCUGGAGCUGUCGGAGGACGAGCGGAACGAAUUAAUGAAGAAGGAGAGCAGCCGUCUGCUGAAGACCGGGCACCGUGUCAGCUACUCCCCACGCAAGGAGAAAGCUCUCAAAAUCUACUUGGACGGUGGCCCCGCGAAAGACCCGGGGCAGGACUGAGUCUCAGAGAAGCCGCAGGUGGUUGUUUAGAUGGUCUGGCUGCUGCAGGAGGGCAGCCGGGCAUCGGGACUCUGAAUGUGGGGCCCGACAGUGACUUGAAAUCGAGCAGCAUUGUGAGGCGGAUGCUUUCUCAACCUCCACUCGGAGCCCCUGGGCUGGCUCAAAAACCCUGUUGUGCACUAUAGUGUAUCGUACUGUAAAGUUUAAAGGGAAGUACAAAAGCUUUUGAUGCAGAAAAAGAAUCAAGACCUGUACUUUACAAAUCAGUGGAAAGUAAUCACGUCGGCUUUGGAUGCAGAGUCCGGACUGUGAAGGCGGUCCGGGAGGCAUCCUUCCUGUUGAUUUAGGUUUCACUUCACCUCUGAAAUCAGCUCCCUUUCACACCCCUCCCUGUGCCCGUGUGUUCAUCUUCCUGUUUUGGACAAAAGCGCUGAUACUGACUCAUCUGUGGCUGUCUUGUAAGUCUAAUGUUCUCACACCUUUUAGCUCUGCUCUGUUGGCGAGAUCACUCAUCUUUCAUUGCCCACCUCCCUAGAACACAUAUUAAAAAAAUGACCAUCCCUUAUUCAAAAAUUACCAAGAACUAUGUAUGCAGCCAUCCUCUUGUGAUGGGCACCUUCUCAGUGACUUUAAAGUGAAAUAAUUAAUUCACAACAAUUGAUUAAUCAAAAAAAGAAAAGAAAAAAGAAGUAGCAGUUAAGAAUUUCUAAUCUGGAGGUGUUUUUCUGCUCCUGGAAUACCCAGAGGUGAGGUGUUAUGGGUUGUCCUGAAAGCUGCUCUCUGUACUGUGUAGGAGCUCCUCCUCAUCACUUCCACCUCACCUAGUGAUGCAUAAGCUGUUCUUCUCCUUAAUAUAAAAUCCAACAAAACAUAACCAAGUAGACUAUGUUAAGAAUUUCCAUGUUUUUUGUUUGCUGUUAAUUUUUUUUUUUUCUCCAGACUUUCAGGUGGGUCUUGAGGGGCUCCAGACACACAACUGCUGUCUGUAUUAUUCUUUGAUUUAGAAAGUGUCUAUCUCUUUUUUCUUUUUUUUUUUGCACCUAGAGAACUGGGUGUACACGUCAAGCAUCAUCCACACGUCCGUGUGUGUGCGUGUGUGUGUGUGUACGCAUGUGUGCUGUG
This is a messenger RNA of Menidia menidia (Atlantic silverside), 5499 nucleotides long. NCBI's taxonomy places the organism in Eukaryota, Metazoa, Chordata, Actinopteri, Atheriniformes, Atherinopsidae. The record is from the annotation of a GenBank genome assembly.